AUGGGUUUGAGAGAUGUUGGAUUUAUUGGCCUCGGUGCCAUGGGAGGUGGUGUAGCCAUCAACCUUGCAAGAGAGGGUUACAAUGUCAAGGGCUUUGAUCUGGCACAACCGCUGGUCGAUGCUCUGGUCAAGGAAGGCGGCAAGGCAGCAAAGACACAACAGGAGACGGCAACAGAUGUCGACUACCUGUGCAUCAUGGUCGCCAACCACUUCCAGACCAGCUCAGCCCUCUUCGAUGGCGACAACCCGGCGAUCAAGGGACUCGGCAAGAACAGGACUGUCAUUUUGCUCUCAACAACUCCUCCUUCGUACCUGCACGAGCUGAGGCAAAAGCUGGACGACGCUGGAAGAUCAGAUGUCAAGCUUCUUGAUUGUCCUGUCUCAGGAGGUACGAUCCGUGCCGCCAACGGUACUCUGUCCAUCUUCGCUGCUGGCAACGAGGAGGAUGUCGAGGCAUCCAAGGAAAUCCUCGACACCAUGUCUGGCAACCUCUACCGCAUCCAAGGCGGCAUCAGCAGCGGCACAAAAGUCAAGACCAUCCACCAACUUCUCGCUGCAACAAACAUCAUCCUCGCCUCGGAAGCCAUGGGUCUUGCCGCAACUGUCGGUCUCAACACUGAGAAAGUCUACGAGCACGUCAAGGCCAACGACGGCACCUCCUUCAUGUUCGAGAAUCGCGCGCCACACAUGCUUCAAGAUGACUGGUCGCCUCUAUCAGCACUAGGCAUCAUUCUCAAGGAUGCCGGAAUUGUUACCGCAACUGCUCGCUCAGGCUACUUCCCUACCCCCCUCGCAGACUGCGCCGAGCAAUGCUACCUCCAAGGUCUUCAGGCAGGUCUGCUCAAGGACGACGAUGCAAAGUUGGUCACCAUGUACAUCCAAUCAUCAUCACCUUCGCUCGUCAAGGAAAAGGCUACCGCAGACGUCAAGAUGCAUUCGAACCACCAAGUCUCCGCCGACACCGUCAACGACCUUCUCGCAGGUGUUCACCUCGCUGCCAGUGUAGAGGCAAUGGCCUUCUGCAAGCACCUUGGCAUGGACCGCAAGCUCAUGUGCGAGAUCAUCUCAAAGGCUGCCGGCUGGUGUGAUAUGUACACCAAGCACAUUCCCGCCAUGUUGGAGAAGGACGACUGGAGUCUGGCAUCUUGCGCUGCCGCCGAGGAUGUAAGAAAGAGACUGGAGACUGCUGUUGAAAAGGCCAGACUGCUGAGAUACCCCGUCCCCAUGGCUUCGGCCGCUCUGAACCUGUUCUACUUUGCCGGUCUCAGAGGUUAG
Molecule: messenger RNA, 1275 nt
Organism: Aureobasidium pullulans EXF-150
Lineage: Eukaryota; Fungi; Ascomycota; Dothideomycetes; Dothideales; Saccotheciaceae
Exons: 1
Coding region: 1-1275 (424 amino acids)
Molecular function (GO): NAD binding; NADP binding; oxidoreductase activity
Source: RefSeq, a predicted model, not a curated record